CAACUUUCGAGCAUCAAGUCCCUGACCUUCGAGUCGUCCAUUCGUUGUCCUCAACCUAAUACUAUCCUUAAUAAUUCAAUCUCGCCAACCCUCUUCCAACCUCUUCCACCACCCACUUCAUCCUUUACUUUUCAAGUUCUAAUACCCAACAAUCAAAAUGCGUUACACCAUUGCCAUCGCUGCCUUCGCCGGCUUCGCCGCCGCUGCUCCCGGCUACAACGCCUACCCGGCUUACCCCGUCGAGACUCCCAGCCAGCCUCCUGCUGCCUCAACCGAGUCUUGCACCACUGAGGUUCCUCACCCAGCUACCUCCUCGGUCCCCGUCUACCCGGUUGAGACUCCCUCCAAGCCUGCUACUUACCCUGCUGUGACCCCUUCGGUCCCCGCUCCCCAGCAGAGCUACCCUGCUGAGACCCCCUCGGUCCCCGCUCCUCAGCAGAGCUACCCCGCUGAGACCCCCAAGGUCCCCAGCCCUGACACCACCACCUCUUGCUUGAGCUCCACCACCAUCACCGUCACCGUCCCCUACCCUACUGGUACUGGUGUUCCUCCUUCUCCCUACGUUCCUGGCAAGCCUUCCGUCCCUGUUGCUCCUUACCCAUCGGCCCCAGGUGGCGGUGCUCCCUACCCAUCUGUCCCUGCCGGUACCGGUGUUCCCCCUCCUCCUGCUGGCACUGGAUACCCCACCAAGACCGGUGGUUACAUCAAGCCUUCCACUCCUGCUCAGUUCACCGGUGCCGCCUCUGCUCUCAACGUCGGUGGCUUCGUUGCUGGUGUCGGUGCUUUCGCUGCUUUCUUCUUGUAAAUGUCAUCUUCUUCAAUCCAGCUUGCUACUUAGUAGGCUAUGACUUUACAUGAGUGCAUUGCAUAGAGGUUUAGGUCUUCGCUUAUAGGUGCGCCCUUGGUAUCGCAAAGGGUAAUUGUAAUUAGUUGGGUUGAUUUGUAGCAAUUGAACUUGAAACACC
Messenger RNA from Bipolaris maydis ATCC 48331, 965 nucleotides. RefSeq lists its product as uncharacterized. NCBI's taxonomy places the organism in Eukaryota, Fungi, Ascomycota, Dothideomycetes, Pleosporales, Pleosporaceae. The record is from RefSeq and is a predicted model, not a curated record.